AUUUGAUAGAUAAAUAGUUUUAGUGGCGUGUGACUGAGUGUAGAGAAUCACGUUUAUAACUGACCUUAAGCUAGCGCGAUGGUUUUCAUUAGUUUUAUUGUGUUGAAUCUCAUAUUAGCGUUACUUUAUAUAACGUAUUGUAAAUUAACAUACGGUAUAAAUAAAUGCAGCAGGCAUUUGGUCGGUAAAGUGGUGAUAGUGACCGGAAGCAGCAGCGGUAUAGGAUACGAGACGGCAAAAGACUUAGCGGAGCGUGGAGCCAGGGUAAUACUCGCUUGCAUAAAUGAUCUACACGGUAACAAGGCCAGAGACCAGAUCAUUUCAGAAUCCGGGAACCAGGAUGUGCAUUAUCGUCAGCUGGAUUUAGCGUCCUUUGAUUCUGUUAGAAGAUUCGCUGAAGAAUUCAUUAAAACCGAAAAGCGUUUAGACAUUCUUAUCAACAAUGCUGGAGUACUCGUCGUGGACAAUGUAAAGACGGAAAACGGCUUGUUUGUCGGUAUGCAAACAAAUCACUUCGGGCCAUUUCUGCUCACGAAGCUUCUUCUUCCGCUAAUUAAAUCGUCAGCUCCGAGUCGCAUCAUCAACGUUACGUCCAUAGCCUACUCAAAAGGAAUUAUUGAUUUUAAUAAUUUAAAUUUGGAAAAAGAAACGCCGCAGUCAUACAGUAAAAUGCAAGCAUAUAAAAACAGCAAGCUGUGUAAUGUUCUAAUGACCACUGAGUUGGCGAGACGGCUUGAAGGUACUGGAGUGACUGCUAAUUGCUUACAUCCCGGCGUAGUAAAAACUGAAAUUGUAAAUUAUGAUAAACUGCCAUUUUCGAAGUACUGGGUUCCUAUCGCAAGUUUAUUUGUUAAGACCCCUCGGGAAGGGGCCCAGACUUCAAUAUACCUGGCGGUGUCUCCUGAGGUAGAAAACGUAACUGGCUGCUAUUUCGCCGAUUGUCAGGUUAAAACUUUAAGCAAAACGGGGCGUAAUACUGAACUGGCUCGUCGUCUCUGGGAAGAGUCUGAAAAAAUAAUUGCGAAGAAAUGAAAUAAAUUUAUAUAUAUAAUAUAAAUAUAUUUUUUAUAUAAAAUGAAUAUAAUGUGGUAUUUAUAUAUAUAGAAAAUAAUUAUGAAAGUAAUAAAAUCAAAGGAUAAUUUUCACACUAACUGUUAAUUAUUUCAAGGAACCAACUAGUUUACGCGCGCACGUAGAUACUAUACAAAACAAUAAAAAUGAGAGGAAUUUGCUAUUUUUAUCAUUAAUAAUUAAAUCACUCUUAUCUGUUCAUUUUUAACAAACAUGGUGUGCUUUGUUAAAUCAAAUAAAAUGUGGCCACUAUGAAACAAAUAAUUAGUAAACAAGUACCUAGUAAUAAGAAACUUGUUUACAAA
Messenger RNA from Bombyx mori (domestic silkworm), 1376 nucleotides. RefSeq names its product retinol dehydrogenase 11. The transcript has a single exon. Lineage: Eukaryota; Metazoa; Arthropoda; Insecta; Lepidoptera; Bombycidae. The record is from RefSeq and is a predicted model, not a curated record. The coding region runs from base 79 to 1032 and encodes 317 amino acids.